Molecule: messenger RNA, 9526 nt
Organism: Spirodela intermedia
Lineage: Eukaryota; Viridiplantae; Streptophyta; Magnoliopsida; Alismatales; Araceae
Source: the annotation of a GenBank genome assembly
AUGGUCUCGAGGGGACUGUUCGGGUGGUCCCCGCCCCACAUCCAGCCGCUAACGCCAGUGUCGGAGGUGUCGGAGCCGCCGGAAUCGCCGUCCCCGUACGCGGACGUUAACGAGGAGAUGCCACCGAUGGAGGGUGAGGAACCCAUGGACGAGCUGGAGGAGAUCGAGCCGCCCCCUGCGGCUGUGCCCUUCUCGAGGUUGUUCGCGUGUGCCGACCGGUGGGACUGGGUUCUGAUGGCAGUUGGAUCAGUAGCCGCCGCGGCCCAUGGGAUGGCGCUGGUCGUUUACCUGCAUUUCUUCGGCAGAAUCAUUAAUCUUCUUGGCCGGGAGGAUUUCCAGACCGGUUUCAGGCGCGAAGAGCUAUUUGACGAGCUCAAAGAGGUACGUAGGCAGCGUUAAGGGUUGGAGAAACCAUUUUCUUCGUAUAUCCCAUUCUGAUAUUUGUUGCUUUGGUUUACCAUCGUUUUUAGUUUGCAUCGUUUUUAUGUUAGUUUUUUUUGAGUAAUUUCAGUUGUUCCGAGUUCCAAUUCUAGCCUAAUUGGCAGACUCGGACAUAGGGCUCGACGAUCUUUUUGUAAUGCCGAGUAACUCUGCUUAUGGUGAAAGGAUCAUUGCUUCUCUAUCUCCUCAAGUGGGGCAGAAGUCUCUUUGAAGACACCACUGGAUAUUUUAUUGCUGAUUCCUACCCCAGGUGUCGUUUGAGACUUGUAUCGGGUGGUACCAUGAUGCCGGGCUGCAGGGCUCUUGUCUCAGUGGAGAAUUCGAAAACCAGGUUUAGAGUCGAGAAUCAGAGGACCUAAAUGUCUGUUCUUGGGCUUUCAGUAAAGUUGGAUCCUCAGGGUAUUUUAUGGAUUACGAAAGGAUAUCAUUAUUAAUCACUCUGCACCUUUGUCGGUGUGGUGAUAAAAGAGAGACUGCUGAGUGACACCUCGAGAUGGUGUCUGUUUAUUUGAAGUGGAAGUGUCUACGACUAGUUCUUUGAGAUCAAGAGAUCGUAGUUCCUUGUCAGUGAAGAUUGUUAGAGAAACGUACUUUAGCAAUUAGAAUGAAUGGAUAUUUACUCUAGUUGAUUGGUUUAUUUUUCUCCAAUAUGGAAAGAAAACUUUCAAAUCACAUAGUUCCUAAUAACAUAUGCGUACGUUCAUAUAAUUAAUGGGAGAAUUCUAAAAUCUUUGGAGAGACUUUGCUUCGUGGUAGUAUUCUUGUUGUAAAAUCUCUGGAAAACUGUAGUACAUCUCAGAUCAGGGACGGCCAUUUUUGGGAGUUUCGGGUAAACUGGAAAAAUGAUAAUUAGGAUCUAUAUUUUGAGAACCUUUAAUCGACGAUAUUUCUGUUUAUGUUGAGGUAAGGAUCGCCUUGGUAAAAGAUGAUGAAGAUAUUGCAGAAAAUGGUGAUGAGAUUUCAGAGGAAUCUUUGUUGUUAACUAUUUAGCGAAUAAUUAUGGGUUUUUGGACUUAGAACUUGGUGUGAAGAAUGGUUUGGAAGAUUAAAAUUUCCUCAAAAAUCAAAAAAAAAUUACUCGGAAACAGUAAGAGGCCGAUCACUUGUGACAGUUUUCCAAACUUCAAGUUUAAUAUUCUAAACAAGUUUAAUUUUUUCACUUCAUUUGAUUUCGGCAAUAGGGGGUUCAUGGGUGAUUCAGAUUUUUUUGGUUUCUUUUCCUGUAGUACUUUUGGUGUAUAAAAUAGUACAAGUAUGUGAGACUAGAACAGAGCAAAUACAUGAGGUACAUGAAGUGAAGGCCUAGGGGUUGCGUAACUAGAACAGAGUAGAUAGAUCGAAUGUGAGAAGCAUAUGCAAGGUGAAGCUUAGAUUCAUAGUAUUUUGCCAAGCCAAACCUACUUUAUUACCCUAGCAACCUUAAUAAUUCUACAAAGUAAUUCAACUUGUAGGUUAACUUUCCGAGUAUUCUCAUCAUUAAUCAAUUUUUGGGCCGUUGUUAGCUUGCUCACACCACAAAAAACGAAGAAAAUAAACUGUCAACAAACUGUCAACACAGUUAGAGCAAUGAUUCAGGUGAGUCAGAAGUUUUUUGAAUAUUUGCUGAAGCUUGAGUGUGCUGUAAAUUCUCUAAGUCUAUCUUGGCAUUUGAGAGAGAAGCACCUUGAUUCUUGAAGCUUGGAAUGUUUUCUUGUUUUUUUCUCACCACAAAUGUCUUAGCAUUGAAGAAUCUACUGUGCACUCAAGCAUCAUCAAAAAUUCGAAAAACUUCUAACUCACUUGAAGAAAGACUUACAUUCUUGAACUAUGAGUUGUCUUUGUUUUAUUAGCUUUUCUCACCGUGAAAUUUUUCCUUAUAAGCCUUUGAGCUCUCCUAGGCUUUGGCUUGAGAUAGCCUGGCAGCUCAAAAAAUAACCAUGAAUAUCAUCUGAUAUCCUAAGCUAUAAGGGACACCUCUACUAAAGUUGACGAUGUCAUUGUUGAUUUCGCACAUUUUAUUCUCUAUUUAUGCUAACGGACUUAGUGUGCCCAAUGGCUGAAAAGAAAGGUCACUGGACUUAGUGUGGCGAUAUAAGGUUUGUCACAUGUAAUAGAAAACAUACAUAUCUAUCCUUAUGUACGUAGAACUAGUGUUAAAGGAUAUCUUAUCACAUCAAAAGUUUUGAUGGACGAGAACUUGAAACUCUGUAUGAAGUUAGCCUAUAAAAAUUAUGAGGAUUUGUCACUUAUCCAUGAUAAGCUAUCACUUUCAUCGUGGAUAUCCUGAUGACUUGUGACAUGUUUAGGGUUAGAGUGGAAAUGCAGAGCUCCUCUGUUCCUUUGCUGGGCAACAUGGGAGGUGUUACGCAGUCCAAUUUGGUUAACCUGGAGUACAGUCGAGAUUUUGGAUGGCCCCACUCAGAGGUCAGCGGAGAGUACAGUAAAUAUCAGUGUAUGUGACACUCAGGGUGUUCAGUUUGUGUUCGAUAGUAAUAUCUUGGUGAGUUAAGGAUACUAUGGAGGAACAGAGGAGGAGGAUGGUGGUCCAAUAUGUAUUGGGCGACUGAACUGGAAAAUAGUCCUGAUGAUAGAUCGGUCUGCAUAAGAAUGUACAGCUCUUGUUUCUUUUUGGUCUUUCAGUCAUCUGGGCAACUAUGAUAAUAUGAGUUAAUAAUUUCGGUACCCAUUCCAGAUAGAAUAUUCUAUUUAGUGGUAUAAGAUCUCUCCCUCCCUAGUCACCUGCAUUCUAUUCAAUGCUUUUUUCUGUCGGGAUAGCUAGACCCUUUCAAGCCUCAUGUUUCCUCUUUGCUGCUUUGAAAUCACGAAUUCUCAAAACUUGAGCCGCUUGUAUAAGUUAGUGAAACUAACUGUUUACUGAUGUUUUAAUCUAUUCUACUUCUUGGUUAUCUGCAGCAUUCUUUGUACAUUAUUUACAUAGCCUCCGGUGUAUUUGCUGCUGGGUGGAUAGGUAAGAUCAGAUCACAAAAAAUCAAUAUGCGUUGAUUUAUGUUUCGUUUGAAGCAUUCCCAUAACAAACACUUUUUUAAUCAUGUAAUAGAGGUCUCAUGCUGGAUUCUUACUGGAGAGAGGCAAACUGCAGUGAUCAGAUCGAAAUACGUUCAGGUGUUACUGAACCAAGAUAUGAGCUUCUUUGACACAUAUGGGAACAAUGGUGACAUUGUGAGCCAAGUGCUAAGUGAUGUCUUACUUAUCCAGUCUGCUCUUAGUGAGAAAGUGAGUUUCUUAUGUAAGUUAUUACAUGCAGAAAGUUUUUGUUCAUGGAAUUGAAAUAUCGUGUUUUAUAUGUAAUGGUACUUUUUCAACGUGACAGGUUGGAAAUUAUAUCCAUAACAUGGCGACAUUUUUUGGUGGUCUUGUUAUCGGAUUGAUAAACUGCUGGCAGAUUGCACUUUUAACACUUAUCACUGGUCCCUUUAUUGUCGCUGCUGGAGGGAUAUCAAAUAUUUUUUUGCACAGACUCGCUGAAAAUAUCCAAGAUGCAUAUGCAGAGGCUGCAAGCAUAGCUGAGCAGGUACAGCCUCUCCGAAGAAUGUUUAAAUAAUCGUAUCUUUUGUUCUCGACUUUUUAAAUUCUAAAUUUAAUGAAUAUUCUAUAAGAUACUCGAGGUUAGCUCAAUGGUUCAUUUUGAUUUUGUUCAAAAGUUUCAAUUUAUAUUCUUUCAGUUUCACUGAUUUUGCAUUUCUCAGGAUGUUGAUUUGUAUUAUCAACCUAUUUAUUCCGUGUUACAAAGUUUUUUCAAUAUUUUCUGUGCCGACCACUGGAUUCCCUUUGUAGGACUCUGGAUCCUUUUUUUAUCAAAUUUGAAAAUUGUCUAUUCGAUGGUUGAUUAGGAGUCUGGUUGGUUCAUUCUGGGUGAGCAUGAUGCAAUUGCUCGGUAUCUUAUUUGGAUUUUCCUUCUCAUGUAGGCAAUAUCCUAUGCUAGAACCUUGUAUGCAUUUGCGAAUGAGACGCUAGCCAAGUAUUCUUAUGCUGCAUCACUUCAAGCAACACUGAGAUAUGGGAUUCUGAUAAGUCUCGUGCAAGGCCUUGGACUUGGAUUUACCUAUGGACUUGCUAUAUGUUCGUGCGCUUUACAACUUUAUGUGGGAAGAUUCUUAGUCACACACAGAAAAGCUAAUGGCGGUGAAAUUAUUACUGCUUUAUUUGCUAUCAUUCUGAGUGGGCUGUAAGUGAUCCAGACUGUUAAUUGUGAAUAUUUUUGUAGAUACUUUGUUCUGCAGCUUCCGUUGAUUGUGAUACCCUUCUUUUUCAGUGGGCUGAAUCAGGCGGCCACGAACUUCUACUCAUUUGAGCAGGGGAGAAUUGCUGCUUAUAGACUUUUUGAGAUGAUAAGCCGUUCGAGCUCUUCUGUCAACCAUGAGGGGAAUGUCCCGGAAUCCGUGCAAGGAAAUAUUGAGUUUCGGAAUGUGUAUUUUAGCUAUCUCUCUCGUCCUGAAAUCCCCAUCUUAAGUGGGUUUUUCUUAACUGUGCCUGCAAGAAAAACUGUGGCACUUGUUGGCAGGAAUGGCUCUGGAAAGAGCAGCAUAAUUCCUCUCAUGGAACGGUUCUAUGACCCCACAUUAGGUGCGGUGGAGAGAUAUGGCACCUCAUUAUCGCCCUUUUUUUUUUCUUAUUAUGCAGGUGGCAUGUUGGAGUCAUCGUUAUUCCACACAUAUUGAUGGAGUUUCCUUUCUUUUUUUACAGGAGAGGUUCUGUUGGAUGGAGAGAACAUAAAAACCUUGAAACUUGAAUGGUUAAGAAGCCAAAUAGGGCCUUGUCACGCAGGUGCCUGCUUUACUAAGUUUGAGUAUCAGAGACAACAUCGCUUAUGGAAGAUCUGCCACGCUAGAUCAAAUUGAGGAGGCAGCUAAAACAGCGCAUGCACAUAGCUUUAUCUGCUCCCUUGAAAAGGGAUAUGAAACACAAGUAAAGUUCACUGCCUGUUUCUAUGAUGAAUGAAUUGGAAAAACAUUAUGUAGCAAGAAAAUUUCGAAAUAAAUAUGGUUUUGCUCGUUGUUUCACAUAAUGACAGAGAAAUCGUUCUUGGCAUUUCAGGUGGGUAGGGCUGGCUUAUCACUAACAGAGGAACAAAAGAUAAAGCUUUCAAUUGCUCGAGCAGUACUCUCAAAUCCAUCUAUCCUUCUCCUUGAUGAAGUUACGGGUGGCCUUGAUUUUGAAGCUGAAAGGGCUGUUCAGGAGGCAUUGGAUAUCCUCAUGUUGGGUCGAUCAACUAUAAUCAUUGCACGUCGACUGUCUCUUAUUAGGAAUGCUGAUUAUAUAGCGGUUAUGGAGGAGGGUCAACUUGUCGAAAUGGGUACCCAUGAGGAACUUCUAGCAUCAGAUGGUCUUUAUGCAGAACUUCUGAGGUGUGAGGAAGCAGCAAAGCUUCCUAAGAGGUAAUCCCCGCUAUUUUUAAUUAGAGAUGCAUGAUGAUCUGGGAUUGUUGUGAUUUUUCAUGCCUAAAAUGAGAGUUAUUUACAAGGGAUUAUCCCGGAUCUACGCCAGGUAUUGACGGUGAUUCUCAAAUAUCGCAGAACAGAAUGUGAUACGAUGAAAUAGAAUGCAAUAGAAACAAGGACAGGGAACGGGUUUCCUAGUUCUAACGGUCAAAACGAGCCCUUUCAUUCAAUUCUUCAUUUUUUAAUAAAAAAAUCAAUCAAAUCUCCCCAAGUAGGAUUCAAACCUACGACCAAUCAGUUUUCAUGCUGUUCUACAUCAAUAUACAGCACAGUAAAAGUAAAAAAAAAAAGAAAAACCGAGAAAGAGAAGAUCUUGUUUUGCACUGAUUGAGAUUUUUCUCAAUUUUUUCUUUGUUGCUAAUUUGUAUUCUUCUUUAUUUGUUUAGUUUUUGUACUUUAAUGCCGCUGGUUUCCACAGAGUUAAACAUCUUAUCCUUAUUUUACAAACGUUUUACUUCAAAAGGAGUAGAAAUGAUAUUGGGUACUACUAUUCAACCUUGGCAUCUGAGGCAUAUACCCAUAGGCAACUAUUUGAUGUAUAGUGCAGCUAGAUACCUAGAGUCUGGAGCUUUCAAUUGAACACACAGGCUUGGACUUUCAAUUAUAUGAAGAACCUGUUACAUUAUCGUGCUAUAUUAUCACGAAUGUCAUGUAAAGCAAUACUGUCCAGACUCAGCAUCCGUUGUAUAGCUUUACUAAACGUCUUCGAGCUCCUUUAAUCAUUCGUGCACUGUUGCUCAUGUGGUGUAGAAGCAGAACCGUUUUUAAUUGUGUAAGAAAAUGAAACUCGGCCUAAUUAUGUACGAAGUAAAUGAACUAACACAAAAUGUUAGAAGAAAGAUUAAGUGCGGGAAUACUCAUUGUGUAGCUCUCAGCUAGGUGAAAAUGGUUGUCAUCUUAUUUCUCUCAUAGUGACCUCAAAAAUCUAUAUCUGGAGGACAAGACGUGGUUUAAUCUUGGGUGCAUAUUUUCUGUCUAUCCUACUUUGUUGGAGAUCUCUGUAAUUUUUAGUUUUGUUGGUAUGAUCGCCAUUCCUUAUACUUUUAAACCCUUUUUCUCCUUUUACGUUGCACAUUCAUGAAUUGGUAGUUCCUUCAACUCAUUGUUGCAGGACAUCUACAAGGAGCCAUAAGGAGUCAUCAGCCUACCAGAACGACAGGGAAUCGUUCUUCCAGGAACCCUCUUCCCCAAGAAUGAUGAAGUCACCUUCUCUCCAGAGAACCCGUGGCGUCCACUCUGUCCGUCAGUCAGAUUCAAACUCUAAUAUGUUGGAAUCAUCAGAAGUUCAGAGGCCACCAUCCAAUCAAGUGUUGGGAAACGGGGUGGAACCGCAUGAAAAAAAUCCUGCCAUUAGAAGGCAGGAUAGCUUUGAAAUGAGGUUGCCAGAGCUUCCCAAAAUCGAUGUUCAUGCUUUAGGACAUCAAGCAUCUAAUGGCUCCAAUCCAGAAUCCCCGGUAUCACCACUUUUAUCCUCUGAUCCUAAGAAUGAACGUUCACACUCAAAGACCUUUAGCCAUCCCUUAUGUCAGUUUGACGACAUGGCUAUUGAACAACAGGACCCAAAAGAUUCACAGCAUCACGGGCCGCCGCCAUUCUGGAGGCUAGUUGAGCUAAGCUUUGCAGAGUGGUUGUAUGCGCUUCUGGGCAGUAUGGGUGCUGCGAUUUUUGGCUCUUUUAAUCCUCUUCUUGCUUACACAAUUUCUUUGGUGGUGAUUGCAUAUUAUACGCCCGGAAACCAUGAACGGGAUCACGAAGUAGACAAAUGGUGCUUGGUCAUCGCCUGCAUGGGUCUAGUCACAGUCUUUGCAAACGUCUUGCAGCACUUCUACUUCGGUAUCAUGGGAGAGAAGAUGACUGAACGAGUUAGGAGAAUGAUGUUCUCAGGUAAGAUCAACGAUUUGUCAUUUCCUCUGCUAUCUCGUGCGUGUUUUUUCUUUUUUUUUUUUUCCCUCUUAUGCUCACCCGCUGUCAUUCAUGGUGUUCCAGCCAUACUUCGGAAUGAAGUAGGCUGGUUUGAUGAAGAGGAGAACAGCACGGACAACUUAUCCAUACGGCUAGCGAAUGAUGCAACAUUUGUUCGCGCUGCCUUCAGCAAUCGUCUCUCCAUAUUUAUUCAAGAUACCUCUGCUGUCGUUGUGGCCCUUCUAGUGGGAAUGCUACUCGAGUGGCGUUUGGCACUCGUCGCCUUGGGAACCCUCCCCAUCCUCACAGUCUCUGCCAUCGCACAGGUUCUCAUCUCUCUCUCUCUCUCUCUCUCCCCCUUCUUUACCUUAGAGCAGAGAAAUGGCCAUAUUGAGAUGAUCUCUCUCUAAGGGUUAUAAUAUGUUAUCUUGAGAAGCCUAGCCUAGCCUAGCUAGCCUUGCCUUGCCUUGCCUUGGAACUGAGCCCAGCCGGCUGGAACUCUGUGGACUUUGCAGAAGCUGUGGCUGGCCGGGUUCUCGAGAGGGAUCCAGGAGAUGCACCGGAAGGCCUCUCUGGUCCUCGAGGACGCGGUCAGAAACAUCUACACGGUCGUGGCCUUCUGCGCGGGCAACAAGGUGAUGGAGCUGUACCGGCUUCAGCUCGCCAAGAUCUUCACCAAUAGCUUCAUCCACGGCAUGGUGAUCGGCUUUGGCUUCGGCUUCUCCCAGUUCCUCCUCUUCGCCUGCAACGCCCUCCUCCUCUGGUACGCCGCCUUGUCCAUACACAAGGGCCGCCUCUCCACCGGCCGAGGGCUCAAAGAGUACAUGGUCUUCUCCUUCGCUACCUUCGCCCUGGUGGAGCCCUUCGGCCUCGCCCCCUACAUCCUCAAGCGCAGAGAGUCCCUCACCUCCGUCUUCGAGAUCAUCGACCGGACGCCGAAGAUCGACCCCGACGACACCGUAGGCGCGAAGCCGCCGCACGUCCACGGGCGCCUCGAAUUCAAAGGCGUGGACUUCUACUACCCCACUCGCCCCGAGGUGAUGGUGUUGAGCAACUUCAGCCUCAAGGUCAACGGCGGCCACACCGUGGCGGUGGUCGGCGUUCUGGGCUCCGGCAAGAGCACCAUCAUCUCCCUCAUCGAGCGGUUCUACGACCCGGUCGCCGGGCAGGUUCUCCUGGACGGGAGGGACCUGAGGGACUACAACGUGCGGUGGCUGAGGAACCAUCUGGGCCUGGUGCAGCAGGAGCCGAUCAUCUUCUCCACCACUAUCAGGGAGAACAUUAUAUAUGCCAGGCACAACGCGACGGAGGCGGAGAUGAAGGAGGCGGCGAGGAUCGCCAACGCGCACCACUUCAUCAGCAGCCUGCCGCACGGCUACGACACGCACGCCGGCAUGAGGGACGUGAACCUGACGCCGGGGCAGAAGCAGAGGAUCGCCAUAGCGCGGGUGGUGCUGAAGAACGCGCCCAUUUUGCUGAUCGACGAGGCGAGCUCGGCCAUCGAGUCGGAGUCCAGCAGGGUGGUGCAGGAGGCCCUGGACACGCUGAUCAUGGGGAACAAGACGACCGUGCUCGUCGCCCACCGCGCCGCCAUGAUGAAGCACGUUGACCACAUCGUCGUCCUCAACGGCGGCCGCAUCCUCGAGCAGGGCACCCACGACGCGCUCCUCCAGAUGAACGGCCUCUACACGCGCCUCAUGCAGCCCCACUUUGUCAAAGGCCUCGGCCCCCACAGGUUCGUCUAG